UUUGUGUCUGACAAGACAGAGGCUGAUCGCAACUAGCUGCAUCUAUUCAUACCCACUGAGUACUAGUAUGUGGUAGCAAACCACCAAAAUGCCUCGGUAAAGCCGAUCCUCUUCUGACUUGAUCCUAGGGAUGGGCAAGAACAAAUCGAAGGGGUCGCUCCCCCAUCGCGAGGCUUAUUUGAGGAUGAACUUUCUGCAUCAGGCAUCUAACUUCAUGACAUCCGAGUGCAGUCAAGUUCCCGAAGCCAGGGAGCUCAGUCGACACUAUAAUUCCGUGAUGAAGACCGUAGCACGACGUCUUGUCCUACGCCUAGACUGCAGCAUCAAGCGUGGUAUCUGCAAGGCGUGCCACACGAGUCUGGCCACUGGCGACUGCAGCUCUGUCCGGGUACAAGGUAAGCGGCGCACACAUGUAGUGGUCACGUGCAAAACCUGUGGGGCCAUCAGGCGCUAUCGAGCAACACUAGAGAAAGCAAGUGACCGUCCUGUCAGCACUUGACAUGCCACUAACCUUCCAAAUCUGUCUCUUCAAUUCACAGCUACCCUAGCCCCAGCCAUUGCUCUUCCGGACCUUGACCGGCACAACGGUUAUUUUUAUUGUGUCCAUGGAUAUAUUUUCUAGUUUUUUCAGCCUUUCCUGAGUUUUGUCUGCAGGUUACAGACCAAUUCUCUAUUUUCGUAUGUUGAUUCCCGAUCGCUAUAGUCCUCGUGCAACCCAGUACGCAUGCAUGCAUGUCUGU
Molecule: messenger RNA, 740 nt
Organism: Sycon ciliatum
Lineage: Eukaryota; Metazoa; Porifera; Calcarea; Leucosolenida; Sycettidae
Product: ribonuclease P protein subunit p21-like
Exons: 4
Coding region: 131-499 (122 amino acids)
Biological process (GO): tRNA processing
Cellular component (GO): nucleolar ribonuclease P complex
Source: RefSeq, a predicted model, not a curated record